AUGAAGGAUUCCGAUGGCACAGCAACCAAACAGAGGAUGGAAGAUAUUUUAGCUUCACUAAACGACCAUUCGCAAACAGGAGAACAGGCUAAACCAAAAUGUUCGUCAAAGAAGAUGAUUACACCAAAGUUGUCGCUUGAUGCUUGCAGGAAGAAACUCAUUGAUCAAUACACGAGGACGGGAAAGAUAUCUUUAAAACCGUGGGACAGGACGAGCUACACUGACUUCGAUGAUCUCCAUACGAAUAUCGACCUCUUCGCCAAGAACAAAGGACAGAGGGGAGGAGAAGAUGGAAAACGCAUUCCACUUCCAGGAUCUAUCAACGAUAUCUUCAAGACGAAAGUUGAUGGAUCUCUUCCUCCUAGGAUACUACUCCUUGGUAAACCGGGUCACGGAAAGACAACCUUAGUCGCAAAGAUGGCAUAUGAUUGGGCCACGAAAGAUGGCGAUUCUCCUUUGAAAGAUGUACCUCUCGUGUUCGCUUUAAAAUACAGACGAACAAGGAAAGAUACAUCUCUUGGUGAAGCCAUUGUGAGUCAGCUUUUGGGACGCAUGAAAGGUGUCACGCCGGAAGAAAUUGAAGAAUUCUUAAGCGACAAUGACGAAGAUUGUGUAAUUCUUCUGGACGGAUUCGAGGAGUUUAGUGGAUCACUCAGCACCGAAGAUGAAAAGAGUAGUCUGGUUGAGCUUACUUUAUUUCAACGGUUUCCAGGAUGUCGGGUGUUAGUGACAAGUCGCCCUGAAGGCAAGGAAGCAUUUGAGGAAGCUGAUCUCCUGUUCGUCUAUGCAGUGAUGGAAAUUCAAGGAUUCACAAAGGAGAAGUCUGAUGAAUAUAUGGAUCGUUUCUUUAAGUCGGAUCCGCUUUCUAGUAAUGAUCUAAAAAACUAUCUGAAGGGGAAGAGCGAAAUCGGAUGCUUGGUUGAGAUCCCAUUCUUCUGUAUGGCAAUCUGUACCCUGUGGCAGAGUGAUCUACUAAAAUCUGUUGAUUCGCAAUCGUCGCUUUUUGACAAUCUAUUGAUGUACAUGGUCCAGCACUCGCGUUCAAAGGGGAAUGUGGGUGGACUACCCACGACUCGGAAUAUUUCUGCAAAAGAACUACAGUUACUCAUUUGCAGUGUAGGAGGGGUUGCCUUUGAGAGUUUUAAAACAGAUGAAGAUAGGGUAGUUUUUUCAUUGAAGGACUUUGAACACUGCCAAGGUGCCCUUGAUAUUGCUGUUCAUAUUGGCCUUGUGUCCAAACAAACCGCAUCAACAGAACCCGCUGUCUGGUUUGAAGAACCCCCAAUGAUCAUCGAGUUUUACCAUAAACUUGCCCAAGAGCAUUGCAUUGGAAUUCAAGUUGCCUGA
Molecule: messenger RNA, 1347 nt
Organism: Lytechinus variegatus (green sea urchin)
Lineage: Eukaryota; Metazoa; Echinodermata; Echinoidea; Temnopleuroida; Toxopneustidae
Product: protein NLRC5-like
Exons: 3
Coding region: 1-1347 (448 amino acids)
Source: RefSeq, a predicted model, not a curated record